CCGAACCGCUGCUCUGCAGCGGAUUGCAAAGGGUGUGCACAAGGUGCUGGCGGCUGGGUUGGCUCUUGCGGGCGCAUCGCCGGAUCUGCGCAGUCUGCGGGUCCCGCCGCUUCCUACGGCGGUGGCUGCCGCCGUGGCCGAGCUCGCGUAUCUGGAGGCGUGGAUGCUGCUCCACGAGGGCAUGCCCGUGGCCAACUGGCUUCCGGGCUUCCGCACCCUGCUCCUGACCUUUCACAAAGUGAUGAGCCUCCGGCUCCACGCGCGGUGCGCCGGAACCCUCGGCCUGGCGCUGGUCUCGCGAGUCUCCGACGCCGACUACACCGUGGUCGAGGCGCCGGCAGGCGUCUUUGCGCCAGCCUCGCGGAAAGAGGAGAUUGCGCUGCUGCUUCUGCUGCACCAGGUUGUUUCAAACGAGCCCGCCCAUGACGACGCGCCGCUAGAGGCAUCGUCGUUCAACUCGGUGGCGCUCGAGUUUGCGAACGAGAACCCGGGUGUGCCCGAGCUUGUCCUCACCUUUCUCCUCGCCGGGCAGCACGCGCUGGUGGCUGAGUCGCUCGAGCUUGCUCUCACCCACGCCGCCACUGACGCGAGCCUCCUCAUCCAGUACGCGCUCACGCUCGAGGCCGCCGGCGAGCAUGCGCGCGCGGCGCUGACUCUGCAGCGCGCAGCCGAGCUCGAGCCACGAUCGCCGUUUGUUCGGGUUCUCCAGGCCAAGCUCCACCUCAACCGGCUCGGCGAUACCCAGCUCGGACUGCGAGCUGUCAAGCGCGGCCUCAAGCUUUUGGCCAAGGGCAAGGCGGUGUCGUCCGACAGUCUCGCCGCUCUGGAGCCGCCGGCCGAGGCGCUGCUCAAGGUCGCCGUCCAUGUUCAAGGUGCACUGUAUGCCCAGGCGGCACGCGAGGCGCGCGACGACAGCACUCGCGAGCGGGCACAUCUCACCGCGCUGGACACGCUCGGGCGCGCGGUUGCGCUUGAUCCGACCUCGCCGGGCGUCCUCUACUCGCUUGCGCUCUUGCACACCGAGCUCCGCAACUACCCGAUUGCCAUCGAUACCAUCCGCGAGUCGUUGCGGUUUGACGGCUCGUCGUCGCGUGGCUGGCACCUGCUUGCUGUCCUCCUCACCGGCAUCAAGGACUACCGCGGUGCGCUGCGGGCCAUCGACGCUGGGCUCGACGCAGACCCAGACUCGCUGGAGAUGCUGGCGACCAAGGCCGACAUUGUCGAGCACCUGCACGGCGGCCGCCGCGCGCUGCCGGUUUUUGAGGAGAUCAUCCGGGUGUGGAACAAGCUCCACCGGGCAGGCUCUCAUGUCCUCGCCGCCCUCUCUGACUCUGGCAAGGACGCCGGCUCGCUGAAUGAGCUUGGCAACGUUCCGUCGCUCACUCAUCUCGCACCGCGGGCGCACUCGACUAUCUCGCGCUCGCUCUCGAUCGGCGACAAGAAGGCGGCCUCGUCGAUGCGGCGCUCGCCAUCGGCGACGGCGCUCUCGUCGGCCCGCACCUCGUCGAUCGGCUACAUCUCGCCAGCCAUGUUGGCGCAGCUCCGUGACACCGUCGACGUGCCGUCGCCGUCGGGCUCAUCGACGCCUGUAGCUGCCUUUGGCAACACGCCAACCAAGCCGUCGCCCAAUGCCGACCUCACCGCCCUCCUUGGCUCUUCGGCUGUGCUGACUCACGUUUCGUCGACGCUUUCGGCGCCGGGCGGCUCGCGCGGCCGCGGCACCGGAGCUGCCGGAGUGGCGUCGGCACAGCUCUCGCAGCUCUCGCUUGCCCGGGCGGAUAUGCUCGACAAGCAGCUGUUUGUUUGGUGCAAGCUCGCUGCGCUCUACCGCCGGCUCGGCGAGUACGAAUCGGCGCUGGUCUCGCUCGAGCAGGCGACCUCCCUCCGCGACGUCCGCCAAAACUCCAGCGUGCUCUACCAGACGGCCCGCAUCCUCGAGGAAAAGGGCCAGCUUGCCGAUGCCAUCCUCGAGUAUGAACGGGUUCUCGCCAUCGAGCCCGAGCAUCCGGGCGCGCUCCUGCAUCAGGGCAUUGUCCUCAACGCUGCCGGCGAGGCCGACCGCGCCGAGCUCCCGCUCCGCGCCCUCCUCCGCAUCGAGCCGACAAACUACAAGGCCUGGCACCAGCUCGGCCUGGUCGCCACCGCGCGCGGGCUCGACACCCUCGCUGCUCAGUGCUUUAUCGCCGCCCUCGAGCUCGAGGCCGAGCACACCAUCAUUCCGGCGCUCCUCUUCCCCUACUCGGUCUGAUGUCUGGCGCUUGCUGACCGCCACACAAGCACCGUCUGCCGCAUCCCGUCGUCGUCGCUGGCUUUGCAGCUCUCGACUGCAAAUCCAAGCUCGCCGUCGCGCGGCCGAAAACCGAGCGUCCGCGCCCACUUGCCGCCCUGAUGCGUGGCUCUCCCGCUGCUGACGCUAUCACCCGCCGGUUGCAGGCUCGCUGACGCCGGCGACGGGGCACGGACUCGCUUGCGCCCGCUCGGUCGUUGCCUACUACCCCCGCCCCCGUUCUCCCCGCUGCCAGCUCCUCCACUGUCGUUGCCUUCCUCGCGGCUAGCGCUGCGUGGCGGCGAGAGUGGCUGCUUGGCACCGUGCAGGCAGCGGAGCGUGACGGCCAGAACUUUGCGCGGGAUCCACG
Molecule: messenger RNA, 2636 nt
Organism: Thecamonas trahens ATCC 50062
Lineage: Eukaryota; Apusomonadida; Apusomonadidae
Product: tetratricopeptide repeat protein 7B
Exons: 1
Molecular function (GO): protein binding
Source: RefSeq, a predicted model, not a curated record